Molecule: messenger RNA, 1392 nt
Organism: Harmonia axyridis
Lineage: Eukaryota; Metazoa; Arthropoda; Insecta; Coleoptera; Coccinellidae
Product: putative ankyrin repeat protein RF_0580
Exons: 2
Coding region: 1-1392 (463 amino acids)
Molecular function (GO): protein binding
Source: RefSeq, a predicted model, not a curated record
AUGACGAAAUUAGUUAAAACUACUAUUCACGACUCCUUUAUGUAUAGUGGGUCCACUUAUGACGUUACCAAUUUCAUCAAAUCUAGAUCAAACGAUUCAGUAUUUAUCAACGAUUGUUUAACCAAGUUAGUGAUCAAAAGAACGAAAGAAGAUUUUACCGACAGAGACUACGAAAUUAUAGACUAUCUUUUGUACAAAGGAGCAGAUCCGACGCAUUGCCCAAACGAUGGUAAAUCUUUAAGCAAAUUACUCGAUAUAGUAAUGGAUUCAAAAGAUGAAAGGUUGAUUGAAAUAUUCGUACAGUAUAUGAAAUAUCUGGACGAUCCUACUAAAAAUCCAUGCGAUAAAAUCCCGGAGUACUUCUCAUUCCACAGUAACGCAGUUAUAGCAGCUGUUGCCUAUCAGAACUUAGAUGUUGUGCGGUACGCUGUGAAACUUAGUGUUCGCCCUAACGAACGAUCAUUUCACUUCAAAAACGCACCCUUACACAUCGCAGCUUCAUUGCCAAGUGUAGACAUCACAAAAUACAUUCUACAAUAUUAUCCUAAUAUAGAAGUGAAAAACAGAUCAUGGGAAACGCCCCUAUUAUUCGCUGCUAGAAAUAACCAAAUUGAGCAAGUGAGAUUUCUUCUUAAACAAGGAGCUUACUACAGAGUGAAUGAUAUAAAUGACAACACUCUACUUCAUGUUGUAUGUUACCAAAAACGUAAGAUAGAUGUGGAAAUGCUCGAAGUUUUAUUGGAUGCCGGAUGUGAUCCCAAUGCCUUUGGUGAUCAUGGGCUGACUCCUUUACAUAUCGUUGCUAUGAAUCAAAAUAAACCUAGUGCACUGGAGUUUGCGAAGUUACUAAUCCAAAGAGGAGGUGAUGUAAAUGCCAAAGCUGUAUAUGGCGACACUGUACUGCACACUUUAUUAGAACAGUUUGUAUACCGCAACCAGUUUUUAGAUAUAUUUUUGAAUUCCAAGGCUGACUUAACAAUUACCAAUGAUUCACGCAGCACAUUUUUGGAUAUACUAUUACUGGAUUGUCAUACAUUUAAAAGACAACAUAUUUUGAAACAUCUGGUCUUGCUUGAUGUUAGUGGGAAAUUCAAUAUAGGUUCGAAACCCAUUAGUGACGUGGCAGAAGAUCAACAAUUUGAGAAAGAUUGUAGAGCAGAAUUGCAACGUUUGAAUUUCCGAAGAAUACCAAAAUUUCAAACUGGGCCAUGGUAUUCUCUUAUGGAAAUCCUCAUCUUGGAUGAAAUGGAAAUAUCGAGACUUUGUAUAAACCGAAAGCUGAGGAGAUUCAUUUCUAAAUUCAACGAGAAAAAAUACACACAUUACGGCCGUCAACUCAAAACAAUUUUAGAACGUGGGUUGAAAAUAUAUCAGGAAAGAGAAGGCCUAUAA